AGCACUCUCAAAAAGUCAUAUCAGGCGACAGCAACCGUUCCUCCUCUCUACUGCGAUCUCAGUGCUGAGACUGUAAUUUACUCAGAAAAUGAUGAGGUCUGAGUCUUUCUUCGUGUCUUGAGCAUCUGCAUCCAUCUUCCAGCGUCUUAUAUUCGCGUUCGGAAGGAACUGAACUCAAUUCAAGCUAUGCAAAUGGAGGCCAACGAGCUUGAACUUUAUGAUAGCUCUUUCAUUUGAAGCUCUUCCGCUGCUCUUUUGAUACCUGGCUUCAACCUUACAUACCAGCUGCUGACAUUAAUUUUGGAAGCAAUUGUCAACGGAUUGGUUUGGAUAGCAUUUGGAGCUUCUUUUCUGCCUUUAGUGUCUCUGUGUGUUUUUAUUGGCCCUUUUCAGCCUCAUUAUCAGACAACUUCCUGGCUUCCUGCUAUCUUAUUGCUAGAGCUUAUGGAUUAUUCAAUCUCAGUGUUGCUGUCCUCUUAAUCUUGUUGUGCUUAGCCUCCUCUCCUGUUGCUGUGUCAUACUCUGUGAUUCUGGAGGGAAUGCACAUGGACAUGAUAACUUCAGCUGAGCCCCCGAUGAAACGAAGAUUUGGUUUGUGGAUAGUUCAGGCUGGACGAGGAUCAUAUCGAGGCAGUUAGAUGCUUUAGUGGUUAAUUGGUUGCUUAGCAUUUUAAUUAUUGGACUUUCGAUUUCCUUGCAAAAAAGUAACAAAAGGAGAUGCCUUCUUUGAGGCAGUUCCUGCAGACUCUUUGCUGCGAUUCUCUGUGGAAUUAUGCAGUAUUUUGGAAGCUUCAGCACGAGAACCUAAUGCUUUUGUCAUGGGAAGAUGGGUUCUUUGAUUUUCCAAUUUCCGGAGAACCCGUUGGAAGCAUAGCAAACAACUAUUGCCAGAAAGGUUUAAAUGACAUCCUACUUUCAACUUUUCUAUCAAAAUCAGAUAAUGAUGAUAUUGGCGAAUCUCCAAUUGGGCUUGCAAUGACUGAGAUGUCAAAUACUUAUCACAUAUUGGGAAAAGGGGCGGUUGGUGAAGUGGCAUCUACAGGUAGCCCUCUCUGGAUCUUCUCAGACAUUUUAGCACCAGGUGGAAUCAGCUCUAGUUCAGUUAGUAAGUGUCCAGAAGAAUGGAUGCUUCAGUUUCUGGCUGGAAUCAAGACUAUAUUACUCAUACCUUGUAUUCCACACGGUGUUCUGCAACUCGGUUCAUUGGAAAUGGUUGCUGAAAAUGCACAGCUGGUUGCUUAUCUCAUGGAUAGAUUUGAUGCCCUUAAAAAAUCAGCAGAGACUUCACCUUUCAUAUCAAACAUCGAAUCUCCAGCUCAGUUGUCAGCAUUUAUGCCUAAUGCCAAGGACAAUUUAUUGGGCAUAAACAAUGAUAACAAUGAUUUUAGAGCUGGGGAUGCAUACAAUCUGUCAACUGCAGGCAAGAUGGCAUCAUUAUACAUGAUUCAAGAUAUAUCCACUGGUGUGCCGGGUAUUCUAGAGUGUGACAGUGAAAGCAAAAGUGGAAUGCAUCCAAUGGACCUGAUCAGUGUAGCGGAGCAACUCAAUAAUCAAUUCUCUGAAGACUACAGAUGGAUAAUGACAGAGAGUAAUGUGUGUAAAUCUUCAUGUCUUGAACAAGAAGUAUAUGCCACUUCUUACUCUGAGUUCUAUGAUGGAGCAGAAUGUGAGUUGCAAAAUGUCCUAGCACAUGCUUUUGUGGAUCAAUCCAAUCAUUAUAUUCAGACUUGUAAUGGUUCUGGUCAGACCACGGCUGCUGGCUCAAUUUCCAAUGAGGAUUUAAUCUUUAACGAUGAGCCAUCAUCAUGGGAAUCAAAUGGAUGUUGUUUCAAGGAGGAUGAUGUGGAUAAUUUGUUGGAAUCUAUUGUUACUACUGCAUGUAUGGAUUCUGAUAUCAAGUCAAUCAAUGCAUCUUAUUCUACAGAGUCAUUCCAUACCUCAUUAGGAAUACCCUUUUCUGCCUCCCAAAGGAGAAAUCACAUGGUGCAGGGUGCUUUGGUGGGAGGGAAAACAGAACCAUGGAGCAGUCCUAUAUCUGCGUCUGUUGCCUCAGAUAUGAAGUCUUUAACUAACUCUUCAUUAGAAUGCAGUAUGGGUACAGUGGUAGAGGAGCAGCAGCAGAAAAAACGUUCUAGAUCCAUGCAUCAUGCUGCAGAAUCAGAGUGUUCUUAUGCCAAGAUGAAAAGGGCAAAGGUCUCUGAUAGGCAGCCUAGACGGCCACGAGAUAGGCAAUUGAUUCAGGAUCGUUUAAAGGAGCUCCGAGAACUUGUCCCUAAUAGUGCAAAAUGCAGCAUAGAUGGUUUGCUAGAUAGGACAAUAAAACACAUGCUCUUCAUGAAAAAUGUUACUGAUCAGGCUGAUAAGCUGAGGCAACAGGUUAAAAAAGAGGUUUUAACCGGAAAGAGUCUGACGUCAAGUAAAGCGAAAGCUAAUUAUCAACCAGGGACAAGCUGGGCACUGGAAUUGGGAAGUGAUGAGCAGACAUGCCCUAUAAUCGUGAAAGAUCUCAACUAUCCUGGAUAUAUGCUUAUAGAGAUGCUGUGCAAUGACCACAGUGGAUUUCUUGACAUUGCUGAUGUUAUUCACCGUCUGGAACUGACGAUUUUGAAGGGUGUGAUGGAAAAUCGCACUGGUGGCACAUGGGCCCGCUUUAUUGUUGAGGCUUCAGGGAACUUUCACAGACUGGAUAUCUUCUGGCCAUUGAUGCAGCUCCUACAGCGAAGCUCGACUCUGAUGUCAACCUAAGUUUAGUGGUUCUGUAAAAAAAAACAUAAAUUGAAUGCGGUAUGAACUGUGCAUUUCUGGUUGUUAUGAUGUACCUGUUCCUCUUGUAAUCUAAUCUUUAAAGUUUGGAGAAACAUACUAUUAUUAGUUUCUUUAAAAUAUUAGUGUGGCUUUCCUAAA
This is a messenger RNA of Ipomoea triloba (trilobed morning glory), 2904 nucleotides long. Its product is annotated as transcription factor EMB1444-like. The record is from RefSeq and is a predicted model, not a curated record. Gene Ontology annotation, biological process: regulation of DNA-templated transcription. NCBI's taxonomy places the organism in Eukaryota, Viridiplantae, Streptophyta, Magnoliopsida, Solanales, Convolvulaceae. Bases 718 to 2745 code for a protein of 675 amino acids. Gene Ontology annotation, molecular function: protein dimerization activity; DNA-binding transcription factor activity. The transcript has 12 exons.